Linum trigynum is the source of this 2073-nucleotide messenger RNA. NCBI's taxonomy places the organism in Eukaryota, Viridiplantae, Streptophyta, Magnoliopsida, Malpighiales, Linaceae. The record is from the annotation of a GenBank genome assembly.
AUGGCUGCAGCAAGCAAGACUAGAAAUAUGCUUGAAGGUUUUGUAAAAGAUGGAUCUUUUAAAUGGUUACUUGGGAAGCGGACUUACUUUGAUGAAGAAUUUGAGGAAAUGGGAAGGUCACCUUCUGCUAAGAGUAACUGGAUCCCAGAGCUAUCUCCACUUGCUAAUGUGGUCGUUCGUAGAUGUUCCAAAAUCCUUGACACUUCACCAACCGGCCUCCAAGAAAGUUUCAAUGCAGAAGCUCCUGAUUCCAUAAAGCACCCAUCUUGUUAUGUCAGGAACUUCCUGGAAUACUGUUGUUUCAGGACACUGGCUGUGUCCAUCCAGGUAACAGGUCACCUGGGAGAUAAGAAGUUCCGGCGGUUGGUAUAUGAUAUGAUGUUAGCUUGGGAGGCUCCAUCGGCUUCCAGUCAACCCCUGACUAAUGGAGAUGAAGACCUGACAGUUGGGCUUGACUCCUUUUCCCGAAUAGCACCAGCAGUUCCGCUCAUUGCUAAUGUUGUUAUAAGUGAAAAUCUCUUUCAAGUGCUGACUGUGUCAACUGAUGGUCGGCUUCAGUUUUCGAUCUUUGACAAAUACCUAAGUGGAUUAGAAAGAGCAGUAAAGAGAAUGAAAUCGCAAUCGGAGUCAUCACUUCUUGCUGAUGUUCGACCUGCAAAAAGAGAGAGGAUUCUAGAAGUAGAUGGAACAGUAACCACCCAACCAGUCCUUGAGCAUGUUGGCAUAUCUACUUGGCCUGGUCGUUUAACUCUUACAGAUCAUGCCUUGUACUUUGAAGCUCUUCGUGUUGUAUCCUAUGACACACCAAAAGUGUAUGACCUUUCAGAAGAUUUGAAGCAAGUUGUUAAACCUGAAUUAACUGGACCAUGGGGUACUCGGCUCUUUGACAAAGCAGUUUUCUAUAGUUCUAAUUCAUUAUCAGAACCUGCUAUUAUAGAGUUCCCUGAGCUCAAAGGACAUACUCGGCGUGACUAUUGGCUUGCAAUUAUUCGUGAAAUUUUGCUUGUCCACAAAUUUAUAAAAAAAUUUCAGAUCUCAGGAGUUACACGGGACGAGGCACUUUCAAAGGCUGUACUUGGAGUCUUGCGAUUGCAAGCAAUUCAAGAACUUAGUUCUGUAGAUUUGGUCCGCCAUGACGAUAUUCUCAUGUUUAAUCUGUGUGAACAACUCCCUGGUGGGGAUCUAAUAUUAAAAACUCUGGCAAAUAUGUCCUCUGUAGAGCGAGCUAACCAGGAUAAGCAUGGAGGCGGAAUGUACUCGGCCUCGUCGUUGGCAAUGGUUUCUGGUUUAGGAUUUGUUUUUGGUACCACUUCGUGUGAUCCUAAUGUGACCGCACUUGUUGUUGGUGAGGUAGCUGUUGGUGAGAUGAGCUGUUUGGAAAAGUCAGUCAGGGAAUCAAAGGACAGCUACAAAAAAGUGGUUGUAGCUCAAGCAACAGUGGAUGGGGUUAAAGUUGAUGGCCUCGACACUAAUCUGGCCGUGAUGAAGGACAUUCUGCUCCCAGUUAUGGAAGUUGGGAAAUGGCUUCUUUCCUUGUUGUAUUGGGAUUCCCCCAAGAAGUCGUUCUUGUUCUGCUUGUUUUUUACUUAUAUCAUCUGGCGGGACUGGUUGGGGUAUGCUUUCGGAUUGAUGCUCGCUUCACUGGCUGUAUUCAUGUUGCUUACUCGGUUUUUCAACCAAGGCCAGCCUGUCGAUGAGCUGAAGGUAGUAGCACCACCACCUAUGAACACAAUGGAGCAGCUUCUCGCUGUCCAGAAUGCGAUUUCUCAGGUGGAGCAGCUGAUCCAGGAUGGCAACAUUGGCCUACUCAAAGUCCGGGCUUUACUACUUUCCGUGUUCCCACAAGCGAGCGAUAAAUUUGCGGCAGUGCUGCUGGGCAUGGGGUUAGUGCUGGCCAUCUUGCCAUUGAAGUACGUAGUUCUGUUGGGCUUCCUUGAGGUGUCCACAAGGUACUCGCCGGCAAGAAAAGAAAGCUCGGAGAGAUGUGCGAGGAGAAUGAGGGAAUGGUGGUUCAGCAUACCGGCGGCUCCGGUGGUACUUGACAGAGAGAAGGAUGACAAGAAAAAGAAGUAG